AGGUAGAACAGAAAUACUGAGAUAGCAUUAGUAUUUGGAUUGCAGGCUUCUGCUGUGAUAACAUAUAGCGUUUGAAAAAGAUCCUAAGCAACGGACGAUCAGUGUCUGUCUUGAUUUUCGGAAAUUUAACGCUCAAAUAUCAAGCUGGCAGGCUGGGUGAACGUUCAGCAAGCAAACUUCUCCUCUUUCCAACCCCCCAGAACACGCGCGGUUAAUUCACUUCCGGUACUUCCCAUCGAGGCAGACACUUCGACUUUAGGCGCAGGUUCCCUGCUAGUAAGCUUUCAAUCGAAACCACCAGGCAUGUCCGCGUCACUCUUCACCAUCACUUCGAGUGAGGCGUCGAAACUCGUUCGAAAUCAGCGAAAGAGAGAUGACGACAGAUUCUGCUUCCUUCUCCAAGUGUCGUUUCAAUCGGUGUACAGCGACUCGCCGAUUCCUAACACGUGUAUGAAGAAAAUCCCCAGACUUUUGAAUGGCAUUCCACUGGGACCCGGCGUGAUGGCGCGUGAUCAGUUGGAUAGCAUACGGUGGCGCUAUAUAGAAGGGGGAACCAAGCUGCACACAUUUAUCUCGGUUCCGAUGUUCGAAGAGGAGGCGGAGGAGAGCAAACGGUCGCUCAGAGACAGUCUCAUGAGGCAGUCUCAAGCGGUGUUCGGUGAUAUAACCGUCAAGGCGUCUGUGAUACUGUCUCACUGCAUCAACUAUGAUGACGACAUCAUCCUCAACGACAUCGCCGUGCCUUUAGAAGAGGGUCUCCACUUCCGGGACUAGAUGGAACACUUGCGGUGAUCCUAAAAAGAAGCGGACCGCACGCUCCAUUCUAAAGGAGGGCAGAGCCGUCCACUCAUGGACAACUAGCUUGUGCAAUGAAUAGAGUCGUUUUUUGGCGCUUAUUAAGCUUGCUAAUUUAUACCUUGUAUGUUCCGGUUAUGGUGAGUUUUUUAACCAAACAUAAUAAAGUUUCUAAUAUUGAGAUAAAUCAUAGAUGGAUUUAAAAAAGUGAUGAAAAUAUAUUUAUGUUAUGGUAAGCAAGACUUACUUUUGAGUAAGUUCCAUUUAUAUAUAUGUAUAUAUGUAUUUACAUUCAUAUUUAGCAACUGUUAUUUUAUUUUUUGUUCAUUUUGUUUCGACUGCAUGAAUCGUUGAUUAACUAUUUUAGGAUUUCCAUGUUACUUUUAUGGGUUAUUCCAAAUACGUUUUUUACCCAAUACAUGUAUUAUGUUUCCUUGAAAUCAAGCAAGAAGGUGCAUUUAAGGUCGCAGUGGUGUAGUGGAUAUUGUUUCCGCCUAGCGAUCGGGAGGUCACGCGUUCGAUGCCCACUGUUGGAGCGUUUCUGAGAUUUCUUCUAUAGACACAUAAGUACUGGUUCUAGUCCCAGGAAACGGACUCGAGAGCGUUUCAAAUAAGCCUAGCUAAGGCUUUUUAUGCAAUCGACCUAAAAUAAAUAGGUUUAAACUAAAUCAACCAAGAGCGCCACCUGGCGCACUGUUUCAGAAGUUGGAAAUUGUUUUAGCAACAAUGUUUCUCCUCUUAACUAAGACAGUUUGUCUCUAAAGUUUCGAACUAAAUAAAAUGUACUAUUAUCUGUACGUGUGUUUUAUUUUUAAGCAUAUAAAUUAUACGUAUUCAGUAUUAUAUAGAGGUUGAAUGCAUUAUUUCCAGGUAAAACAUGCAUUGAUUUCGUGCCAAAUGUUCAUCGCAUGGGGCGGUUGGUUAUUAGUGGAGAAUGUAGCGCGCCCUGACAGAAAGUGUUGAAUAUGACGUUAGAUGGUGGGAGAUAUUUAUUGUACAGUCUCGUCUUUCAUGUAUUAUUUGACCGACAUCGCCUAAAUAUGUUAUGUUGUUAUUAUUGUUAGUAAAUCGUGUGGCGUGCCAAAAUAUAUUACAAAAUAAAAGGUGCCUUCUCAAUAAACAGGGAAGAAGCAUCAAACGUU
Molecule: messenger RNA, 1937 nt
Organism: Dreissena polymorpha
Lineage: Eukaryota; Metazoa; Mollusca; Bivalvia; Myida; Dreissenidae
Exons: 3
Coding region: 304-774 (156 amino acids)
Source: RefSeq, a predicted model, not a curated record